Messenger RNA from Glarea lozoyensis ATCC 20868, 5394 nucleotides. RefSeq lists its product as uncharacterized. The record is from RefSeq and is a predicted model, not a curated record. The coding region runs from base 1 to 5394 and encodes 1797 amino acids. Lineage: Eukaryota; Fungi; Ascomycota; Leotiomycetes; Helotiales; Helotiaceae. The transcript has a single exon.
AUGGUUGAUAUCAAGUUGCUUUUGCAGUCCCCUGCAGAGGGAAUCGCGUCAUAUCUUCGCGACGAAAUGAAUAUACAACAUCCAGAUGAAAUCACAGACGAACUCUUCACCGCUGCCAAGACUGACCUCAUCCCUCCAACAGUGGUCGACGCUUGGCUUUCUAUUGCUUCGAAAUCCGGAAAUACUAUAGCUCUUGCGUUGCAGCAAGAUUUCUCGGUGAAUUUGCGGUCAACUGCCAUCAAGAGGUUUGCCAAACAAUUACGUGGAGACCGAUACUGGACCCAAAAUUGGACAACACUGGGAGGAACGCAAGGAGUACUUGAUCUUCUAAGUAAAUUCUCAAUCACACAUCUCAAAGACUUUCUUCGACAGAUAUUACGGCGUAUGCAUGGUGGCCAAUCCGAUGCCAAACGGGUGAUGAUCACCGAAUUGCUGAAGGGCCUCCUUCCUGAUCUCUACCCAGAUUCCCCGUUCAGAACCACAGACACUCGACCGCUUAUCAGCACUUAUGCCUUACUUGUCCCAUCUUGUACUCCCGAAUUUGUAGAGGAACUACUUCGGGAUGAGAACAGUCCUUUGCUCAAGAGCGCUCUUGAUCGUCCAAGCUUUCCGGAGAAUCUUCUCAAACAACAUCCAGGCAUUCUUCGCGUAAAAUGCAACGAGGAAAUUUUUGAGAACAAAAAGUCCAACACUAUCAAACCUUUGGACUACUUGCCAUCUGUUCUCGAAGCUAAGAAGUACCAAGAUGUACGCAGCAAAACCUCAGGUUGGACGGAAUCCAUGCUCUACUCGGUCAACCUGCUCAAGGAAUUGAUCGCCCAACCACAAAUUGAAGUUAGAGGCCACAAUGUGGUGAAGAUCCUGAUUGACCCUCUUUUUGUGAAAGCAAAGAAGAAGAAGUUUGAUGCUGCUAUGACGGGGGAGCUCAUGGAACUUUACAUCGCCUACAUCUCAUCCCGCCCAGCUGAGUCGAAACAUGUGUCGCUCCGUGGCACCUUCAUAGAGUUCGCUAUACGAUGUUGGGCUAAAUAUCCUCAAAAAAGACAAGAGUUCGAACGCCGCCUUAUCACCAUGUUGAAAUUCAUUGCCGCAGAUCGCCAGCACCCAGAUUCUCAAACGUAUCAAAUUCUGGUGGACAUGGUCUUGGGCUCUCUCAGGUGGCGACUUUUAAAGAUUUUGAUCAUGUAUACCCAGAAAGAUAACCCCGAUAUCGAAAGCGAUGAUGACCUACGAAAUGUCAGCCAAUACAGUUGGAGCAUUCGUUUGCUCUACACGAUUGGCCACCCUUGGAACGUUUCUCUUCUCCGCAAGCUUAUUAAAAUACAUGGUAACGAUAUGUUUCUUCGUUCAGACGGUUUUGUGGACUACAGCAUCUUCAACAACAUGGUUCGCGGUAGUAAAGUGGACGCUGUCUCGGUUCUUACCGACCUUGAAAUUACUCAUCCAGAUUCCGAUUACCAGAAAAGUUUCGAGCUUGCUCAAGAGCAGGUCAAAGAGCAAAAGUCCCGAGCCAAUAAAUGCAGAGAUCAGGCAGAACGGGCUGGCUAUGCCCGUAAUGCGCUUCGAUAUGCCAUUUUGAGUGGGUCGCUACAGCUCUAUGGAGAGACUUUGCAGUACAUCAACCGUUUUAUAAAGGAUCCGCUUACCGUUAAAACAUUAUUCUCGCAAGACAUUCUCCACAGCCUCAAGUCAAUCAGACUACUGUCUGGUAUUCCUGUGGAAUACAAUGUUUCUUCGCUGACGAAGCUGGACCUAAAAUUGAUACACGAACGGGUGCUAGAAGCAAACAAGUUAAUCUUCAAACUUUUCGAAACAUCCUGUUCAGCUUUGAAGGAACCUUCAUUCGCAGCUCAUCAAUGGAAAAGUGCUGCAACUAUACUUGGACCAGUCAUGGACCACCGCUUGACACUUGCGAAGAUGCUUCACACAACCAACGGUGUUACCGAUGAGCAAUUGAAUAAAUUGUUCUGGGAAAACACACUGGAGCUGGCCAUCCGGAUGGAGAGAAUAUGUUUGGAACCUGAAUAUGAGCGUCUGGAAUUGCAAGUCCCAUCGGGACCACUAAACUUGCGGUACCAGCUAGAUGAUGUGGAUGAAUUGGACUCGACUUAUCGCUUCGUUGAGGACUAUGCAAGAGCUAGAGAUGGUUUGUGGAAAGAGCAUCGCCCGUCUGUAAAUGCUUCAGCUGCUAUCAUUCCUCCUCCACUACCUAGGGGUCUACCAAUUCAUUGCUUGACCAAGAUAAAUGUCGGUCACGAUUUUGCUAACAAUCGCACUCCAUGGUUGCUUGCACGAGCCAAAGCGGUCGUAUUCGCUGGUGAAGAAUCUCUAGCUCCAAUUACGGAAGAUCAAGAUUUAUUGCGUGCGAUAGGACGGUUCGUAGAUGGCUAUGAGGUCGCUCUAAAGCUGUACGUCGACCAAGGACCAACUGAGGAAGCACAAAAAGAACGUUCUGUUCUCGCAUGGAAUCACGCAAUCAAAAACCUGAGUCCGGGAAUGACAAAUGAAGAGGCCCAUCGCAAGUGGAGAGUCAACUACAAGAAAUUCCUUCCCGAAUUUGAGAUCGUUGAUCCAGAUGAACAGCGCUGGAAGUCUGUUACUUAUCCAGUUCUGCCUUUCAAAUCGCCUAACGAAACCUUUCAGGAGUGGGAUCCUCUAGAUGAGUUUCGACCUUUUCCUGAAAUCAAGUCCAGGAUUCUUGAACCAGUCACUUAUUUAGACUGCUCUGUUUACAACGAUCGUUGGUCAAGUGUUAAUUUCGAAAAGUCCUCGUCUUUUGAUCCACCAACACCAAAGACUGUCGGCGUUCCAUCUCGUGCUGGAGAUCUUUGGAAGCUAGAAAGGUUGACCAACUCGCAACUCCGACAGCCCGAGGUUCGAGAAGGCUUCAUCGUCGCCGCACUUCAGUACCUAGAAUUACGUCUAGAGCCUGCAGACAGUAAUGAGUACAUUCUCAGCAGGGCAUUUCCGGAGGAGACAGAUCAUCGCUAUCCAAAACUCUGGUUGGAUGAGGCGGCCAUCGACAAGAACUCGACUGACAUCGCGGGCCCCGUACAUCUUCUGAAGCUCUUGUCCGACACGACGCCCCCCAGCCUUUUGCUCAAACUAACCAGUUCUGCAUUUAACAAAUUACUGAAGGCUGGGCCCGAAGAAUCUACAGCUCAGUUAGGCGAGAUUGUGUAUCGCCUUGUAUCUCUGCUGGGGCAUAGCGACCGCCCACAUCUCGCAUAUCCCUUCAUUCUUCAAGCUAUGAUGAAACUUCCAAGUGCCAGUGCUUGGCACAGACAACUCUUGUCACAAACGUUCCUAAAUGGCCUGUCCCCGAACCAAGCAAAGGCUUUCUUUCGUCUAUUUGCAGAUUCAAUAUCGCAAGCCUUGAAAGAGGCCCAAGAAAGAGCGCGGAAAAAGGCACAACAAAUUUCAGAGGAGAUGAUUCUCGUCGACAGGAAGCCUGAAUCCUCCAGUGAUGCACCUGCAAAAAAAGUAGAGCCCUUUGUUAAAAUCACUACUAUUAAAUAUCUCGCCCAGCUUCUGGAUUCUCCGCCCUGGAUUCCUGAGGACUUCUCGGUCGAUAUACUUGUGCAGCUUUUCAAGGACUCGAACCACAUUGAUGUUCGAGUUGCAAUUGUCAACAGCAUCAUUGCAAUGCUCGAGGCAACCGUCAUCGGAGGCCAGGAUGAUCUCGAAGAACGGCUCAUUGCUGCGCUCGAAAUGACAAUUCCAGUUGCCACCCGUUUUGAUGAGGCGGUCAAUCUUACUGACGCCGAUUGGGAUGAAGCGAGACGUACUGAAAUUUUGCCUGAAGCACAUGAUAUCAACAGAUCACUGACUCCGGGUCGAUCUCUUCCUCCAAUUUUUGCAUUAGUUGCUAAAGUUCUUGGAUCUGAACUCUCUCCUGAGACUCAAUCUAAGAUUGUAGAUCGAGUCAUCGUUCCAAUCAUUCAUGGAUCUAUAGCGACAAAUACCAAGUGGUUAGAAAUGUACGCUGAGAAGCAUGAUAUUGACUUUCAACACCUUAACCUUCCCCGUUUACCUGUCAAACCUAUCUUUCUCAAGACACUUCUCAGGGUGGCACACACCACACGCAAGGAGAUUCUAGAUCUACACUACAACUUCGUGGUUAUUAACGUCGAGCCACCUCGGGAGGUUGUGGAUUUCAAUAAAAGGCUUCGAGAUGAUCCCAGACUUGUCGAGCUCGCGGAACACAAACAUUGGCUCUCACUCUAUGGGCAAGGAGACAGAGUCCAUGGGUACGAUGGUCUCUCGUUUGCAACCCUACCCAGCCGUUUACGAGACACCACAAUGCUUUCUCAAGCACAAAACCAAGCUUUCAACAUCUUCCGAACACUUCUUGAUCACUCCGCCUUCGAAGCUACCUCAUUCAUGUCCUAUCUGACUGUUCCGUCCCUCGAGAGUAGCGAAAAAGCUCAAACCUGGGAACGCGCUAGCAAAAUAAUCCUCGAAAAAGCUCUUGCUUGUGUGAAAAGCCUUCGAACACCAGAGUGGCAACGAGAUGAGCAUCGCAAACCUAAAACUCUGCCAGACACAUUGGAAUGGCAGUCCUCGCUCCUUCCAUACCCACAGCUUGAUGCUUCGUCUCAAGACAUCAGAGCCUUUACCGACGCUUACCAUGCAUGGAUAUCGGGUAUCGUAACAGAUACUCAACCCUACCACAACAACCUGACUCACAUCAAAUUCCCUCUCAACCAUCUUCUCGGCGAACACAAAGCCGAAGUCGCAUGUAUAUUGGGCCAACUCCGUGAUAAAAUGUCGCCAAUCGACUUUCUCUGCCUCGAACUAUCCGAGACCCUAUUCGGCCACGCAAAGGUCCCAAGUCACGACGGCGUGACCGAAGUUUCCAAAGACAUUAUGCGAAGUUGGAAGAGAAGCAAUCUAGAAUGGGUCCGAAAAAUCGGGAGCAGAAUGGAUUCGAAAUCCACGUUUACGAAUGAGGCGUGGAGGGUAUGUGUCUUGGGGAAAUCAGGUACGUUAUAUGGCAAACUCGGUGGGAGGGCCCCGGGGUUUGGAAGGAGUGGACUGAUUGGAAGUAAUAGUUUAGAGACGGGUCACAUUUAUCAUGCAUCGGAGUCGUCAACAAAUAGCUCUGGGUCGUCGACGGGCGGGUCUGAUAGGAUGGAUAUUGAGCUUUCAAGUCGGGCUGAGAAUUUGAGAAUUGAGGGUAUGAGACUGAGGCAGAUCGCGGCUAUUAGACGGGGAUUAGGAAGAGGUAGAGGUAGAGGUAGUGGAAGGGGUGUAAGGAGGGGUAGAGGAAGGAGUACGGAGAGAGGUAGAGGUGGAGGUAGAGGUCUCAGAAGAGCCAGAGCCAGAGGUGACAGUGGAAGGGGAUCUAUUAGUGGGCCUCCGGGAUUCGAUAAUAUGGAUUGGGUGACCUAG